GGUCAACACGUGGGGAGGAGAGACGAGACACACACACUGAGCCGGGGGGGACACGUUUGGUUUUUGCCGGGACCUGAAUACGUAACGUUAAUAUAAUACGAGACAGUUCACGGUGGCGGUGCGAAGGACGCAUAAACACAUGCACCAAUCCCUCCUGCAGCAAAGCGCCCCCACAACAUGAUGCUGCCACCCCCAUGCUUCACGAUUGGGAUGGUGUUUUUGUUUCAUCAGACUAGAGAACAUUUCUCCAAAAACAUCUUCACAAGGUCCUUUGGUGUUGUUCUGGGAUUGAUUUGCACUUCGCACCAAACUACGUUCACCUCUAAGGAAAAGAAUGUGGAGUCACGUAGCGCCAUGCGGGGAUCGGAUGUGUGAACAGCUCACUUUGCUUGUUUUAACACUUUUAAUGACAUAAACCGGUGAGAUUCGAUACACACUGUUCCAUAACUGUUCUAGGAGUACAAUGUCAAAGAAUUCAAAAUGCUUGGGCUCUGGAGACAUUAAAAGACACUUAUGUGCUCAAGCUGACACCCACGAGCAGGUCCCGAGCCUGGGAGUCGAUUUAGUCGGAGAGGUGCAGGAAACGCGGCGAGAUAUGCGGAACAUGUCGGCAGUGCUGACGAAGAUAGUUGCUGACUUGGAGGAUCUUUCUGUGAUACGUCGAUCGAUCACUGCCAUGGAGGCAAAGUUCACUGAGGUGGUUACAAGAGUGGGGGAUGUUGAGAAACGGACCAAUUAUCUGGAGUCAUCGAAGAGGGAAUUAUCUACUAAUCCGCUAGCGACCAAGGUGGAUUUGGAGCAUGUCUGGGAAAAGUUGGAGGACAUGGAGAAUUGUAGCCGGCUGAAUAACGUCCGUAUAGUUGGAAUUCCUGAGGCCGAAGAGGGUAAGGAUAUGGUGAAAUAUCUGGAUGGGCUCCUUCUGAAUUUGCCCGACAUGACAUAAGGCCAUAAGCUGGAAAUCGAGUGAGCUCACGGCGAUCUGCGGAGGGAGACAGGCCCGAUCAAUUCUGGCCAAAUUUCUGAGAUCAUCCAAUAAAGAUCUUGUGUUACGCAAGGCUAGGAGUAAAGGAAGGCUUUCUAGUAAAAACCACAGCAUUUUCUUUUUCCCAAACUUUGCGAAUUCGACAAGAGAAACGUGAUCGAUUCAAGGAAUGCAAGAAACUUUUAUAUCAACGGAAGUUCGCUUUUGCCCUGAUAUUCCCGGCCAAAUUGAGAACAGAUGCUAAGGAUGGCUGUAAAACAUUCACAUGCCCACAGCAAGCGAUGUCCUUCAUAAAGUCAAUGGAGUGUAGCUGCUAGGGUCUAGAGGAGAUGCCACUGAGGUUCCGGUCCUUUGUUCCGUAUACACUUCCUGGAGUGCUGGCGCUCAUAGGCUGGUGGUGGUACAUCUCCCGCAAGAAAGAGCGAAUUGCCAGCCACGACAGUGAGGAGGGUUCAGCUAUGGGCUUGCGGACCUCCUCUGGGGAGGGCAGCAAUGGGAUUGUCGAUAAGGGCUGUCCCACAGAAAGCACCACACACCGUAGAACCAGUCAAGACAGAGUCAAAGCCAAAGAGCAAAGACCUGUUGAGCAGAAAGUUGUAGCAGAGAUUGACACACCACUGCUAAAAGGGACAUCGGGAGAGGCUCUUGGCACUCCUCAAGUUGUCCUGGCGAGUGGACAGCGAAGCGCUUCUCAGAGCAAUACAGAAUCAGUCCCCCGACAGAAUAACCCAGAGACCACCAGGCAGAUGGCUCCUGUCUCAUCUUCAACCCCAACAAAAACAGUGGAGGAGAGCCCACAUCACAAAGCACCAGAGGCAGCCACUGAAAGCAUACCCUCAAACCAGUUACCCCAAGCAAUAGAUCCAGGGAAUACUGCAUCAAUUAAGAAGCAGGGCGAAAAGCAACCACUUAACAGACAGAGGUCUGCAGAAUUGUCCAAAGCAGAGCGUCCCGAGCCCGAGGGAGAGGUGGCUGCUGAAACCACUGCGCCAACUUGUGCCGACUUGACAAAUGUUGAGCUAGCUUCCACUACAUCCUCAACCGAGGACCAAGCUGGGAAGCUGGAGACCAUCAGUCCAAAAACGCCAAUGUCUCUGUCUUCAUUCCCUAACUCCACUAGCACACCCCUCUCAGAAAGCUUAUCAGAGGCCUGGCACCAUGAAAACGGAGAACUGGGUUUGCCAGCUGAGACCAGUCCAGACAUGCAGGAGCUCCAGCGUCUCGCGGCAGGGCUGAUCACUGAGGUCAUCUCGGCAGCCACCCAGGAGGUCAUGGCGGUCAGCAGCUGUGAGUCCCGGCACAGCAAGGGCUCUGAGGCGGCCGACAGCAGCACACUGGCUGUAAAUGGAAGAGAAGACACCAGGGACAAGGAUCUGUGUGUACAUUUGGAAAACACUUCUUUAAAAAGUCAUGCAGAGACACAGGCGGCACAGACAGCGGAAGAGAUAGUCAACGGUUGUCUGUCGCCUUCUCUGUGGAAGAUGCAGGAAAGUUACAAGAGGAGAGCGGAGAGUGAAGAAAGAGGCUUGUUAACAAUGUCAUCUGGGGAAGCACUGGAGUCAACACCGGUUCUGGCCAAAUUCCAGGCGGAGGAAGCUCUGGUUGAAGACUCAGGAUGUAGCACAUGCCAGUCCGAGGAUGGAAUUAGCACAGAGGACCUCCAUUGCACAGGGUUUUCGUCGGUUGUGUCUGAGAGCAAAGAGGACCUUAUUCAAAUUUCAGGUACAUGUAGGGUGUCAGAGGGUCAUGGAGAUGGACUGCUGGAGAGUUCUGCUUUGUCUGCCCUUCAGGAGUCUGCACUUACUGCAGAAAAUGUGGCUACAGUUUGUGAAGCAGCACAGUUUAACGGCACGGGGCUUAGGAAUGGUGCCACUAGUGAGGUAGAAGCUGACCAGUCUGGAGGUUCAGAUGUGAAUAGCAUGGAUUCAGUGGACAGCUGUUCCACUUUGGGGAUGGGAGACAGCCAGCUGAGUGGCAGCCAGGCCUGUCAAUCACAGAGCUCAGAGCUUAUUGUGUGGGAGAUUGAGGUGCCAAAGCAUCUAGUUGGACGGCUAAUCGGCAAACAAGGGAGAUACGUGAGCUUCCUGAAGCAGAGCUCCGGUGCUAAGAUCUACAUUUCAACCCUGCCUUACACUCAAGAGUUCCAGAUCUGCCAUAUAGAGGGGACCCAGCAGCAGGUUAAUAAGGCGCUGGCUCUGAUUGGGAAAAAGUUCAAAGAUUUGGACCUGACAAACUUGUACGCUCCACCUGCCCCUCCACUAACGCUGCCCUCCUUGCCCAUGACUUCCUGGCUUCUGCUGCCCAAUGGGGUGACCGUGGAGGUGAUUGUGGUGAACAUUGUCUCGGCCGGUCAUGUGUUUGUCCAGCAGCACACUCACCCGACGUACCACGCCCUGCGCAGCCUGGACCAGCAGAUGUUCCUGUGCUACUCACAGCCCGGCACACCCACCUUGCCCUCACCCAUUGAAGUUGGUGUGAUUUGUGCGGCCCCAGCUGUCGAUGGAGCCUGGUGGCGAGCGCAGGUUAUCUCAUUCUACAAAGAUUCGAAUGAAGUAGAGAUCCGAUAUGUAGAUUACGGAGGCUAUGACAGAGUCAAGAUUGACGCUCUUCGUCAGAUCAGGUCGGACUUUGUGACAUUACCGUUCCAAGGAACAGAAGUGUUAUUGGACAACAUCGCCCCUCUUCCAGGAGAGGACAGGUUCUCGUCUGAGGCCAAUUCAGCAUUCGAAGAACUGACGAGAGGGGUUCCUUUGCUGGCACAGGUCACCAACUAUGACAACAAUACAGGACUUCCUUUAGUACACAUGUGGAACAUGGUGGGAGAGGAGCUGGUCCUGCUGAACCGCACUUUGGCAGAGCGAGGUCUUGGCACCUGGGUGGACAGUUUCUGAUCCUCCAGUCAGUGCUCCCUCAUUCCCUACUCUUCUUACUCGCUUCUCGGACCACCUGCCCUCUAAUUAUCAUCGGCACGCAUCAUGAAGAUCUGCAGGUUCUGUCCUCACACCACCAUGAAGUGCGCAUCACUGGCCAUGAGAAUUUCAUUUUUGGUUUGCUGUCCCCGCCUAUUCUGGUUUCUUUUCUACCCCCUUUCACAAGAAAUCUAUGUACUGUAUAAAAGAAAAAUGAAGAUAGACAAGUGUCAAUGACCGAACACCCAAUAAGGACUGAAGUUUCUUGACUCUGUGCUCUUGUAAAUUUAAAUAUUGUAACUAAAUAAAGGUUAAUUUUUUUCCAUCCUACCAGACUCCUUCCAGCACAAUCCCGACAGUGGAUUGUAAUGACCGUGGAUGGAAAAAUUUGUUAAAAUAAAAAUAACGAUGAGUUGAGAAGAAAACUGGUGCAGUGAAAGCUUGGUGCUGUUGCUACUGUUGUAAUGUUGGAACUACAUGUCAUCAUGUUUGUCUUUUACAUUAUGGCUUCGUUCCAGUGUCUCACUCUCCAACAAGGUUGGUUUUUGGAAGCAAUUGAUUCUUUUAAGGAAUAGUUCUGCAGAGCCAAUGCAAAAUAAUUGGUUCACAACUGCAAGACCUCCAUUUCAAUGUCUGUCUGUUUAACUGUGUGGCCUUAGAGGCGGAGACGACACCCAUCCCAUCACCCUCCUUACCACACUCUGGAUCUUUAGUACUCGUCCUGCAGACUGCUUUUGACAUGAAAAGUCCUGACACCAAGCUUCACUUUGAAGGUCAUGCAGUCUUUGAUUUACUUGUACUACACUUAAGUCUUUUAAUCCAAGAGACAUCUACGCCCUCUUGACCUCUGGGCCUUUUUCGAGAAGACUACACAAGUCCUCUAGCCCUAGAGCAACACUAGAACUUGAAGUGGUGCUGCAAUAGAAGGUAAAAGGGCAUCCUACACCUAUCCUGACCUGUGGACACUAAAACCUUUGGCCUGAACGAACUACUACAAAAACCAGAACACUACUGUGUGACUGGGACUACUGGGUAGAUGAACUACAUAUAAUGAAUGGGUCUGUAUGUAUUUUUGUAUGCAUGUAAUUCUGCUCCAAAGCACGUCUUUGGCCUCGUGCAUUGUCGAUUCACACAUCGCAUUCGCACUUCACUGUGCACCAUCGUAAGUGUGAUGGACGCUGGCUUUCGUGUCACUCAGAUCUCAGUUGCGCAAUAAAGUUCUGGCCCACGACCACGUUCCUUAGAUACUAAUUGCCAUUACUGACAUCUGCUACUCUUUGCAUUCUGUAAUAACAUGAUACACUGUGUCCAAUCCCAGGAACCCACCUUCCUGUCAUUUAUGCACCAAUUGGCUACUAGGAGAAGCUCCCAAUACACCUGUCUUGAAAAAGAUAAAAGCUUUAAGCCUUAUUCAUUGCUUUUUUUUAUGUUGGUUUUACAUGGGUUGUGAAGAAGUCACAUUAAUACUGUAUCUGUAAUUUGUUUAAAUUAUAAUGGCACAGAGAUGAAUGAUAUUCUUCCUUUUUUUGUACAUUUUCAUUGAUCAUUAUUUUUCUUAUGAUAUUUGGCCAGGACUUGCCCCUUUUUCUGCUGCUUAAAUUUUUUUAGUCCAAUGUUGUUGGGACCCCAGAAUGUCUCAUGUUCCUGUAUGGCAUUUAGCUUGAUCAUCGGUUGUCUGGUUGGUUUUGAUUUUUAAUACUACAGUUUAAGACUUUUUUUUUUGUUUUGUUUUUUUAAAGCCCUCUAGCUGGGUGCUUUUGGAUCUGCAUUGAGCAAAAAAGAAGUAAAUCCUUCCACUGUGUAUAUUUGGCCUCAGACUGGAAAUGUUCUGGAUAAAAUCUUUAAAGGUUUAGUUCAUCCAAAAAUUAAUAUUCUGUCAUUUACUCAAUCUCAUGAUGUUCCAAACUCAAAUGAAGGAGAUUUUGGGGAGAAUGAUAGCCUCAGUCACCAUUCACUUUUUGAAUGUGAAAAAAAUUUGAUGAAAGUGAAAAGUCACUGAGGCUAUCCGUUAUUCCUAACAACUCCCUUUGUGGUCGACAGGGAAAAAAGCAAGUCAUACAGAAUUGGAACAACAUGAUGGUGAGUAAAUAAGAGUUUAAUUUUGGGUGUGCUAUUCUUUUAAACAAUUUUCCUUAAUGGGUUUAUUUUUAUUUUUUUAUUAAAAUGGUAAAACGCCACUCUAGCAGUAGAAUAGAGCUUAAUAUGUGAAAACUGACAGCACUGGAAAGUAAAAUCGACUUAGAGAAGGGUGAGACUUUUGUGAGGGGCACUACACAAGCAAACGUGUUUUUUUUUUUUUUUUUUGGUUUUGUUUUUUUUUUUUUUUUUUUUUAAUAAACUGUCUU
Myxocyprinus asiaticus (Chinese sucker) is the source of this 6236-nucleotide messenger RNA. RefSeq names its product A-kinase anchor protein 1, mitochondrial-like. The record is from RefSeq and is a predicted model, not a curated record. Gene Ontology annotation, molecular function: RNA binding. Lineage: Eukaryota; Metazoa; Chordata; Actinopteri; Cypriniformes; Catostomidae. The transcript is spliced from 13 exons. The coding region runs from base 1312 to 3873 and encodes 853 amino acids.